AUGGCUUUUUUUUCCUCAGUCGGGGGAGUAGGAGGUAUCAAGCGGCACGCUGAGGACUCAAAGGAGGUGCCAUCAGAGAAGAAGAAUCUGCCUGUGGUUGCCAAAGACCACAAUCUUAAAACAAAUACAGAGAACCGUCCUCCUCAAACUGAAAUGCCAAAAAAUAUACGAGACAACCAUCCUCCAUCUCUUAACAUCCAGAAAAGUGCUCCAGAGAAGCACAUUGUAGCUACUCCAGCUCGGCAGACUGGCACGGACUGGCAGAAAUCUCCAGGGCCGAAAUGUGUGCCGGCGCCCAUCACGCCACUCGGAGCGAGAUCUCCACAACCACAUGGAGAUGCUGAGAAGAAAACUGUUUUGGUGGAGAGUUCAAAUAAAACCGGCACAUUGAAAAGUGAGUGUGCAGUAUGUGGGAGUCAUGUACAUCUGGUCCAGAGACAGCUGGUGGAUGGAAAACUCUACCACCGGAGCUGCUUUAAGUGUAGUGUAUGCUAUGGCACACUGAAAUCUGGGGCAUAUAAACUGGGAGCAGAUGCUGGCUCACUGGUCUGCACUAUUCACCAACAUGGCCAAAAUGGCUUCAAGCCUACUGUUAAGCCUUUUAAGAGCAGUGGCUUUACACUCGCUGAUUUGGUGCCCAAAUAUGACAGUGGAGCUCAGCCAUCUUCACAGCACUACACCUCUGUAUUAUCUGCCCCCAUCAAAGCUGCGCCCAGACCAGUGGAGCUCAGACCCGCUCCGCAGUCAUGGACCACCUCUGCUCAGAGGACUCAGGAAGCCAGGCAGAAGUUUUUUCAGUCCGGUGGUCCAGCAGCAGAGCAUUGGACCACCACAAGACAGCAGUCAGGCCCCUCAGAGUCCUGCACCAAUCAGAACACAAGACUGAAGAAGGAGGAGAAAGACAGAACCAGUGCCCUGACAAAUGUAAAACUAUUUGAAGGAAACACAAAUAACAACAAUGCGCUUAAUUCUGACCCAGGAGCACAGAGGCAGCUAAAAAUCAGAUGCACUUCUGCUGAAGUCUCUAGCUGGAGGCAGGACUUACACGGACGAGUUGCAACGGGAAGGAGCUCCUAUCAGGCCACUUCAACCAGCCCUGCUAGCAGCAGUAGAGGCAUGAGCUCCAAUGAAUCCCUCUACCUCAGUGCCAUCAGCAAGGAGCACAGCAGACCUCCAUCCCAGCUGCUUUCUACUGCCAAAGCCAAAGAUGUUCAGAGCUGUGAUGCCCCAACUGACUGGAGAUCAAAGCCAAAGGCAGCUCCAAAUGGACCAAGACUCAAGCUAAAAAUCAGAUGCACUUCUGCUGAAGUCUCUAGCUGGAGGCAGGACUUACACGGACGAGUUGCAACGGGAAGGAGCUCCUAUCAGGCCACUUCAACCAGCCCUGCUAUCAGCAGUAGAGGCAUGAACUCCAAAGAAUCCCUCUACCUCAGUGCCAUCAGCAAGGAGCACAGCAGACCUCCAUCCCAGCUGCUUUCUACUGCCAAAGGUGGUGUUCACUCGCAGAUGACCUUUGCUUGCAUGGAUUGUCCAAAGAUGUUCAGAGCUGUGAUGCCCCAACUGACUGGAGAUCAAAGCCAAAGGCAGCUCCAAAUGGACCAAGACUCAAGUUCCUCUGCCCCUCUCCAGCCAUUCAGUCCUGUUGUCUUAUGUUUGGGAGAGACCUGUGGUGUGCAGGCAGUAUUUAUCACUUUAGGUUGCGACAAUGGAAAUAUUUCAUCUACAAAUGGCUUGCUGCAUCAAACAAAGUUGCCUACUAUGAAGCCUUGCUACAUCACACCAGAUCAGAUCUCAAAAGAGUUGCAGGACAUUGAGAACAAGCUGUACGAUCUGGAGAACGAAGGGGUGGAGUUGGAGAGGAGGCUUCGCAUUUAUGAAGAAGAGGGUCAUGGGGACCUGCUGAUGGAUCCCUUGAUGGUGGACUGGUUUAACCUGAUUCGGAAAAAACAAAGCUACAUACGGAGGGAAUCGGAGUUGAUGUACAUAGCAAGAACACAAGAUCUGGAGGAGCAGCAGCCUGGAGUCGAAGGAGAGCUCAGGAGAUUGAUCAAUAAACCAGAACAUGUCAAGACUUUGGAUGAGAAGAAGAGGGAAACCGAGCUAUUGAACAGACUGAUGAAGAUAGUGAAUGACAGGAACGCCAUUGUUGAAGGGCUGGAGGAGGACAGGAUAAGGGAGGAGGAGGAAGAUCAACAGUUGAAUGAGAUGAUGCAAAGACUGGGUCUUCCGAAGUUUAAAAACAAACGCAAGUCGUCCUUCUCAAAGUUAUUUAGACGGAGAAGUAAAAAAGCUUCAAUGGGAUAGUGAACUUGAGAGCUGCUGGAGUGAAGUGAUCCAGAAGUUCUGCUGUAGCGUGUUGAAGUCCAGAUUUCUCCAGGUGACAUUAGAUGGUUUAAAAAUAAGUGGGAUUAGUAUAACAAUUAUGCCAGGUGAUUCAGUGAGUUAGAGUUCUUGGAGCAAAAUAAUGUUCCGUUUAAACACUUUUCUUUUGUAGUUAUUUUCACUUCUUAUUUGAUUUAAGCUAAUACUAGUUCUGUUCAUUUGCUUUAAGUUUUCAACAUAUUGGUCCUAUAUGCUUCUUUUGCCUUUUCUUUAAAUGCGUGGGCUAGUUUGAAUAAUUGUUCAAAAAUAUUUCUUUUAUUGUCGUCUUCCACCCCCUCACUUGUUCAGACAUAAACCAUAACUUAUAUUAGCAGAUAAACAAACAGAUGCCCAAGGCUGGCUGAAACGCGCUACUUGACUGUGAUCCAAAAAUCUGUGUAGAAUCUUAAUUUAACCCUAACCCCCUAAAAAAAUGAUAAGAAUUGACUUGCUAAAUCUAGAGGUCUUGAAGACGCAGUGCUUGCAGUGACCUGAAGGGGGCACUAUGAGCUCACAUGCAUUUGCACAGGCAGAGUUUUCCGUUCUUAUUUUAUAUUCCUGAGAAUGCUAAAUCAAGCUGGAGAUUAGACGGCAGAGGAUCUUGUGUGCUGGAAAGGCAUGGAUUAUUGGUUUUAUUCUCUCUUUUUUUUUUAAGCCCUCUAACCUAGUUCAAUUAAAAGUGUCCCUCAUUUAACUUUAUCUAAGAAAUAUAGUCUGUUCAAAGGUGUCUUUUACAUGGUGUUUAAAUAUGACUUAACUGUUUGAAAAACCUACAGAAUGAAUGUUUUAAGAAGUUU
Sinocyclocheilus grahami is the source of this 3158-nucleotide messenger RNA. RefSeq names its product mical-like 2a (gene micall2a). The record is from RefSeq and is a predicted model, not a curated record. The transcript has 15 exons. The coding region runs from base 1 to 2304 and encodes 767 amino acids. NCBI's taxonomy places the organism in Eukaryota, Metazoa, Chordata, Actinopteri, Cypriniformes, Cyprinidae.